Molecule: messenger RNA, 717 nt
Organism: Meloidogyne enterolobii
Lineage: Eukaryota; Metazoa; Nematoda; Chromadorea; Rhabditida; Meloidogynidae
Source: the annotation of a GenBank genome assembly
AUGACUGAAGACCAGAAGAAGUUGCCGAUGGUGCCUGAGACUGUUUUGAAGAGAAGGAAAAUUAGAGCUGCACAACGUGCUUCUCUUCUUAAGAAUAAAUUGGAGAAUAUUAAGAAGGCUAAGGUUAAAACGCAAGUUAUCUUUAAACGUGCUGAGCAAUACUUGAUUGCAUACCGACGUAAGCAGAAGCAAGAGUUGCAGUUGAAAAGACAAGCUAAGAAAGCAGGGAAUUUUUAUGUCCCAGAUGAGCCUAAACUUGCUUUUGUUGUUCGUAUUAAGGGAAUCAACAAGAUCCAUCCUCGUCCUCGAAAAGUUCUUCAACUUUUCCGCUUGCGUCAAAUCAACAAUGGAGUUUUCAUUAAAUUGAAUAAAGCUACAAUCCAAAUGUUGCGUAUUGCUGAUCCGUACAUUGCUUGGGGUUAUCCAAGCCAAAAGAUAAUUCGUCAACUUAUCUACAAACGUGGAUAUGUUAAAGUUAAAGGUCAGAGGAUGCCAUUAACUGACAAUAAUAUUGUUGAAGAAAAUCUUGGCAAGCAAGACAUUAUUUGUAUUUGGACUGUUGGCCCUCACUUCAAGCAAGUUACCAACUUUCUUUGGCCAUUCAAGUUGAGCAAUCCAUUGGGCGGCUUUAAUAAAAAGUCUAAUCACUUUGUUGAGGGUGGAGAUUAUGGAAACCGUGAAGAUCAAAUCAAUAAGCUUUUGGAGCGUAUGAUUUGA